This is a messenger RNA of Pomacea canaliculata, 1011 nucleotides long. RefSeq names its product alpha-(1,6)-fucosyltransferase-like. The record is from RefSeq and is a predicted model, not a curated record. The transcript has 5 exons. Lineage: Eukaryota; Metazoa; Mollusca; Gastropoda; Architaenioglossa; Ampullariidae. Bases 136 to 879 code for a protein of 247 amino acids.
AUGGUGUGUGUGUGUUUAAAAUAUCUUCUUCGAGGACUAGAGCUCCUAAUCAAACAUCCAAAACAACACACGUACCGUUGGUUGCAGAUAGUCCUCGUUCUUUAACCCCUUGUGUGCCAGGUGCACGCUUCACCGAUGGCUUUUCUGACUUCAAGUGUCUGUAAACAAAAAUAUGGUUGCCUACCGAUGACUCCAGCAAUGAUAACGAAGCGGAAGUUGUUUGUCGCCGCGAUUGUUAUCACUAUGGUCGUUAUCGUGGUCAUGACGACCUGCACGAUCGAAUGGAUCCCCAAGAAAUUGUGGCCCACAGGUGACAUGUCAACAGAUCCAUUCACACUUGUUCUUGCUUCAGGAAAUAUUGAAAUAAGUCUUUCUGAACUCAUGGAAAGGUGUCUUCAACAAGGGGAGACAACAUUAAGCGAAGGGUUACACCGGGCACGACAUUGUCUCAAGGAAGCUGCAGGCGAGAUAACUGUGAUAAAACUCGGGCGACUACUCAAUUACAGUGAUCCAGGUGAGAAUCAAACCAAGGCCCUGUACCCUCUGAGUACGGAGCGAGAGACUGCGAGGCGGAGAGUAGAAUCAACGGCGAGAGAGGUCUUCUACUUCAUCACUGCCAAGAUGGACGCACUCAGAAGUGGAUACUUUUCCGUUAAUGAGAGCACAGAGCCGUUUAUAGACAGCACGAAGAGAGAACUUGAAGACUACAAACUGGCGCUAUCCAGUGACCUUCACCGGCUGCGUCACGUGGACAAAGACGAGGAAUGGCGAGACAGUGAGUCCAGACGACUUGGUGAACUUGUGCAGCGACGCCUCCACGAUCUGCAGGUGAGAAACUUGUACUCUCGUCAGGUAGAAGUCCUACACAGUUGUACAUAACAACUUAUGAAUACGCUUUUAUAUUAGCCCAUUCUAUAGGUAUAAAAAUGUAAUAUUCUGUUCAAGUGGUUAUGAACAUUUUAAUGAAAAUAUAAGAAUUUUAUUAUCCUUUUAAAGCAAUAUAAUAAAUAU